CGUAUUGUUUUCCAUCAUAAGUCGGUGUUUUUCUGGUAAUCUCCAGGAUAUUUCACAGAAAGAGAAGUUUUCCCAGCUAUUUCCUGGGAAAAUGGGUGACAAAGACGAUGCAGUGACUUCAGGGACUCCUCUGGCGCAUGCAGAUGCAAAGAAAUCAGACUGUCCGGGAGUCUUCAGUGCGCCCACGAAAUGUGUCAAGAGUGCCAUGGAUAUUCCGGCCUGGGAGCAAUCGGAGGCUUAUCACGAACUCAUUGGAUUCAUAAAUUCAGUCAGCAUGUCCAUUCAGGGCAAGAAGAUUUCGGCAGAAGUUCCCAAGUCGGCAGGAGUUGACAAAGUUCUUCAGCUCUUCGUCAAACUGAACGUCCUGGUUGACGACACUCCACCUGUAGAUCAACCCCAGCGCUUCGGGAAUGUGGCGUACAGAUCGUGGCAUCAGAAGAUGAGAGACAAUGCUGAGGAGAUGCUCUUGAGCGUCCUUCCAGAGGAGAAAAAGGGGGCAAUUGUGGAGAUUAUGGCAUACUUUGUAGACUCCUUCGGGAACUCUACGAGAAUUGACUAUGGCACUGGCCAUGAGCUGGCCUUUGUCUUCUUCCUGUGCUGUCUCUUCAAGCUGGGAGUGUUUGAGAGAACAGAUCAGACAGUUGUGGGUUUGCAGGUGUUCGACAAGUACCUGAUCUUCGCCAGGCGCCUCCAGACGACAUAUCGAAUGGAACCGGCCGGCAGUCAUGGGGUCUGGAGUUUGGAUGACUAUCAAUUCAUCCCCUUCAUCUGGGGGAGUGCUCAAUUCGCCAUGAACAGCCCCAUCGAACCUGCCCAGUUUCUGGACGAAAAUGUUAUUACGCGCCACAAGAAUGACUACAUGUUCAUCAGUUGCAUCGAUUAUAUCCAAAAAGUGAAGACUGGUCACUUUGCUGAGCACUCCAACCAACUGUGGAGCAUCUCAGCCGUACAGAGCUGGUCCAAGAUUAACUCGGGCCUCGUGAAGAUGUACCAGAAGGAAGUGCUGGCCAAAUUUCCUGUCAUUCAGCACGUCGUUUUCGGAUCUCUCAUGGCGUUCAAGCCAGUGAAGCCGGGAACGCUGCUCUCCUCCGUGAGAUUGGGCUUCAUACCUCGUCCUCAAGCGGCCAGACUAGAUCCUCCCAAGUAAUUUUGUGAUGCUGAUAGGAAAAUCUGAGACUAAAAGAUGAUAUUCAGAUAAAGCGGUCUUUUUUCAUAGAAAGUUUAUUCUAGUCAUCGCGAGAGGCGCUGCUGUACGUAGAGAGGGCU
Phlebotomus argentipes is the source of this 1266-nucleotide messenger RNA. RefSeq names its product serine/threonine-protein phosphatase 2A activator (gene Ptpa). Gene Ontology annotation, molecular function: peptidyl-prolyl cis-trans isomerase activity; protein tyrosine phosphatase activator activity. The coding region runs from base 92 to 1147 and encodes 351 amino acids. Gene Ontology annotation, biological process: mitotic spindle organization. The record is from RefSeq and is a predicted model, not a curated record. Gene Ontology annotation, cellular component: protein phosphatase type 2A complex; nucleus; cytoplasm. The transcript has 2 exons. NCBI's taxonomy places the organism in Eukaryota, Metazoa, Arthropoda, Insecta, Diptera, Psychodidae.